Molecule: messenger RNA, 312 nt
Organism: Caenorhabditis briggsae
Lineage: Eukaryota; Metazoa; Nematoda; Chromadorea; Rhabditida; Rhabditidae
Exons: 2
Coding region: 1-312 (103 amino acids)
Source: RefSeq, a predicted model, not a curated record
AUGAAGUACUUAUUUUCGUUUUUUGUGUUAUCUACUUUUGUCAUAAUUUCUAUGGCUCAAUUCGACGACAUAAAACCUUGUGUCAUCUGCGAUGAUCAUUGGUUCUUGGUACCAACUAGUUGGGAGAACAUGUCCAAGUAUUUGCGUGGAAGAUGCAACCGACUCGACAAAGAAAUCAUUUGGCCGUGCCGGGAUUUGGUGGAUUCAAUGGAUCUUUGGGAGCAGUAUUCCACUCUGUAUCCAUAUAUUGUGGAGUUGCACAAACAGGCGUGCAAAGUUUUCUGUUUUUUUUCAAUUUGGAGAUCUGAUUAG